CUUCCAUCACCGAAUGGCGAUGCGGAGCAGUUGCGACGACCACACGACCAUCCUCACCGGUUAAUCCGCGAUUGACACAGCGGGUUUGACCUACUGGAUACGGCAUUGAUCCAUUAAAGCGAUAGUUUCGACCUGAAAAAAGAGGUAUUAACGGUCACAUCAACCCAGAACGAAGCAUCUCGAACACCACGUCAUCCCAUUCUACCCCGUUUCUCCCGCAAAGUAGCCAUCAUGGACUACAGCUCGUCGAUAAACGACCCGGAACAGUCCGCUGAAGCCUCGCCAUGGGGAACCUCUCCCGGCUCGUCACCCCAACCCAACCGCGCCACCUUCGGUUCCAUCACCGGCGACAUCCCGAGCGCCCCGUUCCGAUACCCGAACUCGAACAGCGGCUUGACAGACGACGGUGGCUUUGGUGGAAGUGAUACCGAAUACAGGAGGCCGGAUACCGCCAGCACCGUCUCGCAGGCGACCGAGCCCCUAUCCGAAGGGCCAGCCCUAACCGAGUCGUACCCGGAACAGCAGGGUUUUGCGGGUGAUCAAGGGCCGCUCUCGCCGCAACCCCAGCAGCAACAGCAGCAGCAGCAGCAGCAGCAGCAACAAGCACCAAAGCCGCCAGCGCAGGGGCAGCGGGCGCAGGAACAGCAGCAGCCCCGAAAACCCCCACCGCCACAAUUCAAGCUGCAGGCUAAGAUUACCGGGCUGGAGCGCACCGGGCGCAAGGAUCCCAUCCUGAGAUUCGAUGUACAUACAAACCUCCCCGCUUUCCGGACAACGCAAUACCGCGAUGUGCGCCGCCUCCACUCCGAGUUCAUCAAGCUCGGCGAGCACCUGAUUUCGGCAAACCCCGAGGCCAUUGUGCCCUCCGUGCCUCCCGCCCUGACAUCCGCCGGCGCGGGCACUGAGGAGGAUGAGAUCCGGGUCAAGGCACUGUUACAGCGCUGGUUGAACUACGUUUGCAGCAACGAGGUCCUCAUGCGCGACGACGAAAUGGUGCUCUUCGUCGAGAGCGACUUUGGCUACAGCCCCAUGGUCAAGAAGAAGCAGCCCGCGACCGGCGUGCGCCGCAAAAUCCUCAAGCAGUUCGCCCCGCCCCCUGAUGAUACUCCCGAACUCCAAGAAGCCCGCCCCGUCGUCAAGCUCUUCUAUUUGGGUGCCAUGGACGCCGGACACAAGGUAGACAAGUUGGUCAAGUCAAGGAGAGGCCUGGGCCUCUCCGAAUCCGACUUCGGUGUCAAGCUCGGCACAAUGAACGCGCAGGAACCCCACCCCGGCCUCGCCAACGCCUACCGCAAACUCGGCAAGAUCGUCCAGACCGUCGGCGACUAUCACGCCGCCCAGGCUACGGCGGAGGCCACCACGAUAGGCGACCCGUUCCAGUACCACUCGCAAGACGCCUUCAUCGUCAAGGAGACCCUCACCAACCGGCAGAUCCUGAUCCGCGAGUUCCUCCAGGCGCAGGAAGCCACGCGCAGCAAGCUCAACGCAGCCGACCGACUCAAGGCGUCGUCCAACGUGCGGCGCGAGAAAGUCGACGAGGCGAUCGCGGCGCUGGACGAGGCGCGGCAGGCCGAGUCGGCGCUGUACCAGAAGACGACGCGGGUGACGCAGAACCUGGUGCACGAGCGGCGGCGGUGGGCGGCGCGCACGGCCGCCGACCUGCGCCUGUCGGUGCGCGAGUACGUGCUGCGCGAGAUCGAGGCCGAGCGCCGCACCCUCUCGCUGCUCGAGAGCGUGCGCCCGGACAUUCGCUCCAUCGACGCCAGCGGCGGACUCAGCCGCCUCGGCCGCGAGGCCCACCCGCCCCAGACCGUCCGCCGCACCAGCAUGGCCGCCAGCCAGGGCCCCAAGGGCGACGCCUGGAGCGGCGUGCCGCGCCGCAGCGCCGAUGCCAUGAGCCGGAGCGUGUCGGGCAGCCUGGUGGGCAGCUCCGUGGCCGAGGCCGGGGAGGAAGGGUUCCUGCCGGAAGGCGGGGAGAGGGGAGACCAGGCUGGUCGGGCGAGGGCCUUGAGCGGGGCCGGUGGGAGGAUGCCGGGCGUGCUGGAGGAGGAUGACGAGGACCGGGUGGAUGCGAGGAAUGCGGCCAGUCGGCUCGCGGCGAGCACGUUCUAGUCUAGGUAGAUGGCCAUCGUGCUUGGAACAUGUUAUAUACAGUACAGGGGAAUGCAGCUGGGUGGGAC
This is a messenger RNA of Chaetomium fimeti, 2180 nucleotides long. RefSeq lists its product as uncharacterized. The coding region runs from base 232 to 2112 and encodes 626 amino acids. Gene Ontology annotation, cellular component: retromer complex; retromer, tubulation complex; endosome. The record is from RefSeq and is a predicted model, not a curated record. The transcript has 3 exons. Gene Ontology annotation, molecular function: phosphatidylinositol-3-phosphate binding. NCBI's taxonomy places the organism in Eukaryota, Fungi, Ascomycota, Sordariomycetes, Sordariales, Chaetomiaceae. Gene Ontology annotation, biological process: retrograde transport, endosome to Golgi; intracellular protein transport.